UCUUAAACUUUUACGAAAUAUGGAGACAAUUCGCGAGUAUAAAUAUUUGGAAGGUUUUGGAAACCAUUUUGUCUCAGAAGCUUUACCAGAUACAUUACCCAAAGGUCAAAAUACACCGCAAAAAUGUCCGUAUGGUCUUUAUGCCGAACAACUUUCUGGAACAGCUUUUACCGUUGAUAGGAAACACAAUGAGCGAAGCUGGCUUUACCGAAUCCGACCAUCAGCAUGCCACAAACCCUUUGAGAAAUUUCAACAACCUACAGACAUCGUGGGUCAAUUUAAUGGCAAGGAAAUAAAUUUUGAUCCAAAUCAAACUCGUUGGAGUCCCAUUGAACUUCUCAACCCCUUAAAUUCUUUACAUCGAGAAGGCGUAAAUUUUAUCAGCGGAUUACACACUCUCGCUGGUGCCGGCGAUCCAUCAGUUAAACAUGGAUUGGCAAUUCAUAUAUAUAAUGCGAAUCAAGAUAUGGUCGAUAUUGCGUUUUAUAAUUCCGAUGGUGAUUUCCUGAUAGUUCCGCAACAUGGUCGUCUUGAUAUCACGACGGAAUUUGGACGAAUGUUGGUAGCACCUAAUGAGAUUACGGUUAUUCCGCGUGGCAUUAAAUUUUCUGUAAAUCUUCCGGAUGGUCCAAGCCGUGGAUAUAUUUUGGAGGUUUUUGAGAACCAUUUUGAAUUACCCGAUCUAGGUCCAAUAGGCGCGAAUGGUCUAGCGAAUCCACGUGAUUUUCUAACGCCCACUGCAUACUAUGAGGACAGAUCGAAUUGCGAAUACACUAUAAUAAACAAAUUUGUCGGACAAUUGUUCAUCGCAAAGCAGGAACCAAUUUCAUCGAAUCAUACACAUUUUUCAUCGGCCACUUCCAAGGAUCAUUCACCAUUCGAUGUGGUAGCUUGGCACGGAAAUUAUGUUCCUUAUAAAUAUGAUCUCGCUAAAUUCAAUGUCAUAAAUUCUGUUUCGUUUGAUCAUUUAGAUCCAUCGAUAUUUACGGUGCUCACUUGCAAAUCAGCAUUUCCUGGUACUGCGAUGGUAGAUUUCGUGAUAUUUCCUCCCAGAUGGGCUGUCCAAGAACACACAUUCCGAAUCCCUUAUUUUCAUCGAAAUUGUAUGUCAGAAUUUAUGGGGCUCAUUAAAGGUUCAUACGAAGCUAAAUCUAAAGGAUUUCUUCCUGGUGGUGCGAGUUUCAUGACUCCACAUGGUCCAGAUGCCGUUUCUUUUGAGAAGGCGAGUAAUGAAGAACUAAAACCUGUUCGAGUGGCCGAUGGAACACAGGCAUUCAUGUUUGAAUCAUCGUUGAUGUUGGGUAUGACUUCGUGGGGUGUAUCCAAGAAGAUGGAAAUCCAAAAAGAUUAUUAUAUGGGAUGGCAAAAUUUAAAAAGUAAUUUUAAUCCCAAUAAUAAAUCAAGCAAAUGA
Molecule: messenger RNA, 1411 nt
Organism: Acaulospora morrowiae
Lineage: Eukaryota; Fungi; Glomeromycota; Glomeromycetes; Diversisporales; Acaulosporaceae
Source: the annotation of a GenBank genome assembly